CCCCUGCUGUCCCCGCCAUUGCCGCGCACCAGUCCACACACCACCGCCUUCGCCGCCUCCCUUCGCAGCAAGCAAUGCCUCCCGACGGCGACGCCAACGCCGACCUGGCGUCCGACGAGCUGCAGAGCCUCAGCUUCGGCUCCUCCGACCGCUCGCGCUCCCGUUCCGCCUCCACCGUCUCCACCGCCACCGCCUCCUGCUCCACCUGCUCCUCCGGCCCCCUCCAGCCUCGCUCCGCCCCCUCCUCCGCAGUACCGCGCCUCGGGAGCGUGUCCCUCUCCGACAUCCGCUUCCUGCGGCGCCUCGGCGCGGGGGACAUCGGCAGCGUCUACCUCGCCGAGGUCAAGCGGAAGGGGCCGGCGCCGGCCGGCGCUGCUCUGGUAGCCGCCAAGGUGAUGGACAAGAAGGAGCUGGAGGGGCGGAACAAGGAGGGCCGAGCUCGCACGGAGCGCGAGAUCCUCGAGGCCGUCGACCACCCCUUCCUCCCGCGCCUCUACGGCGUUGCGGAGGGGGACCGCUGGUCAUGCCUCCUCACUGAGUUCUGCCCCGGAGGCGAUCUCCACGUCCUUCGCCAGCGACAGCCGCACCGCCGAUUCUCCGAGGCCGCCGUCAGGUUCUACGCGGCGGAGGUGGUGGCCGCGCUGGAGUACAUCCACAUGGUCGACAUCGUGUACCGCGACCUCAAGCCGGAGAACGUCCUCGUCCGCGCCGACGGUCACAUCAUGCUCACCGACUUCGACCUCUCCCUCAAGUGCGACCCCACCGCCCCCACGCCGGCGCACGUCAUCUCGGACGCCGUCUCCCUCGGCGGCCACGCCUCCACGUCCACCUCCUGCACCAUCUCCUCGUGCAUCGUCCCCGCCGUCUCCUGCUUCCAGCUCUUCCCCGGCCGAGGCCGACGGCGCCGGCGCUGGCGCAGCAAGAAGCCGUCGAGUGGUGGUGCCAACGGCGGCUUCCCCUCCGGCGGCGUCCUCGACCUGGAGUUCGUGGCGGAGCCGGUGGAGCUGCGGUCGAUGUCGUUCGUCGGCACGCACGAGUACCUCGCGCCGGAGAUCGUCUCCGGGGAGGGCCACGGCAGCUCCGUCGACUGGUGGACGCUGGGCAUCUUCAUCUUCGAGCUCCUGUACGGCGCCACGCCGUUCCACGGCUACGACAACGAGAUGACUCUCGCCAACAUCGUCGCGCGCGCCCUCGAGUUCCCCAAGGAGCCGUCCGUGUCGUCCGCAGCCAGGGACCUCGUCACGGCGCUCCUCGCCAAGGACCCCACGCGGCGGCUCGGGGCCACGGUCGGCGCGGCCGCCAUCAAACGGCACCCGUUCUUCAACGGCGUCAACUGGGCGCUGCUCCGGUGCGCCGCCCCGCCGUACGUGCCCCCGCCGUUCAGCAUGGCCAACGUCAAGUCCGGCGCCGGCGCCGGCAACAACAACGCUAACGAUGACAUGUCCGACGACAGUUCUCCCGGCACACCCGUGGAGUACUACUAGACAAGCCAAGAAGCGUCCAUGUACCUGGCGCCAAAAAGAAGCUGCCCUGCCAUUGCCGGGACCCAACUGGGCACCUCUUGUUCGAGUCCGGCCCGGCGCACGUGGUGGGGAUGGACCAUGGUGCAUGGCGCGCACGAGGCAACCGUGCCGGGGGAGCAGGGCGCGCAGGCGCGGCGUUGUCGCCUCAAGUGGUUGCCGGCUGCGUGUCUCCGAGAGCUCGCGCGGGAGCGCCAUGACAAGCGACAACGGGUGCACGCCCUGCCUCGGCACAAUUUUAUAUCACCAGUGUAGAGCUACAAUGAAUAUUCGGAACACUGGCAUUUCAUGCUAUAGUUUUUUAAGUAGAAAUAUACAAUGGAUGUGGUAUUUUCUACCAAAUUCUUGUGGGAAUCUUGUGUUCCGAACGGGGCCUAAUAUGUAACUGUAUCAUAUCAUGUGCAUUACUUGCUAGUUGCUACUUGCUCGCAAAAAAUUAUUUUUUUCGAG
Molecule: messenger RNA, 1970 nt
Organism: Phragmites australis (common reed)
Lineage: Eukaryota; Viridiplantae; Streptophyta; Magnoliopsida; Poales; Poaceae
Product: serine/threonine-protein kinase D6PKL2-like
Exons: 2
Coding region: 75-1484 (469 amino acids)
Biological process (GO): protein phosphorylation
Cellular component (GO): nucleus; plasma membrane; cytoplasm
Molecular function (GO): ATP binding; protein serine/threonine kinase activity
Source: RefSeq, a predicted model, not a curated record